Molecule: messenger RNA, 15791 nt
Organism: Scomber japonicus (chub mackerel)
Lineage: Eukaryota; Metazoa; Chordata; Actinopteri; Scombriformes; Scombridae
Gene: sspo
Product: SCO-spondin
Exons: 108
Cellular component (GO): extracellular matrix
Molecular function (GO): protein binding
Source: RefSeq, a predicted model, not a curated record
AUGGAGGCACUGGUACUGACUCUGCUUGGACUGCAGACAGUGAUGGGAAUAGGACACUGGUGUGAACACACGGUGGAGGAGAGAGUGGAGCGAGUCCUGGCACCACGUCUGCAGCUUGAAGUGAGCUGUUCUGAGGUGUACCAGUAUAACACCCAGGGCUGGAGGCUGGAUGUGGACAGGAUGCGUGUUAAGCAUGGGGGGGAUGAUGGCAUCGCACUCUACUACAAACAGCAGGGUCCCAAGGCAUCCUGCUUCUUGUACAAGCCGCCAGAGAUGGAGAGCCAGAUGGUGAACAAGACAGUAAGGGCAUGCUGUGAGGGGUGGGGCGGAACACACUGCUCUGAGGGUGUGGGAGUGCGUGGCCAAUGCUACUCUACGUGGAGUUGUGAGGACUUCCCCGGAGUCCACAACUCGUCCCUGAUGCCGAUGGAGCAGUGCUGCAGCAGCCUGUGGGGGCUGAGUUGGAAGAACGCAUCAGACCAGACUUGCUUGUCUUGCACAUACACUCUCCUUCCAGACUCUCAGUCCUCCCCCCUGGUGCGUGGGGGUCUGCUGGGUAGCAUCAGGGCCCCUCAGGGCUCAGCCACCUGUAUGUCCUGGGGUGGUACCCAUUAUCGCACUUUUGACAGGAAGCACUUCCACUUCCAGGGCAGCUGCACUUACCUGCUGGCCUCAUCUACUGAUGGGACGUGGGCAGUCUAUAUCAGUACAGUGUGUGAUGGGAGAGGAGACUGCAGUAAGGCUCUAAGACUGAUGCUGGGUUUAGAUUUGGUGUCAAUUCAGAACAGGAACUUAACGCUGAACAACCUCUAUGUCCCAAAUGGAGACCCACUCUUCCAAAAUGGAGUAAGUGUCCAUUGGCUGGGGGAUUUUGUGUUUGUGGAGAGCGGCCUGGGGGUUAGAGUGAAGUUUGACUUGGCCAAUACAGUCUACCUAACUGUGACCGCUGAACAUCUGGCAACCACCAGGGGGCUCUGUGGCGUCUACAACGACAACGCUGAUGAUGAUUUCACCACAAUGGGUGGAACGGUGUCCCAGUUUGCUGCCAGCUUUGGCAACUCAUGGAAAGUUCCUGACCAGCAGAAUGAAGGCUGCAGCGAUGCGGCUGAGCUCGGUCACAGCUGCGAUGUCUCUGGAGAUGCGGUCCUACGCAGGCAAGCUGAGUCCAUUUGUCACCGACUGCUGGAAGACAGCUUCACACACUGCCACCCCCGGGUGGACCCAGCAGCGUACGUAGACACCUGUCUGUACCUGUACUGUAGCCUUCCACCUAGAGAGAGGGAUGCAGCAGUGUGUGACACUUUGGCAAGCUAUGCCCGAGAGUGUGCCCAGCAGCACGUCAUCAUAACUUGGAGAACGGCCACUCUAUGUGCUCGUGUCUGUCCCAGAGAUCAGGUCUUUUCGGACUGUGUGUCCUCAUGUCCCCCCAGCUGUGCAUCUCAGCAACUCCCUGGGCCCGCUGCAGCUGUGGGCCAGUGUAGGGAGGAGUGUGUAGGAGGCUGCGAGUGUCCACCGGGCCUCUACGUCCACCAGGGCCUCUGUCUGAAAAGAGACGACUGUCCAUGUUUCCAUCGCAGACGCACCUACCAAUCAGGCGACAGGAUACAGCAGAGAUGCAACAUCUGUGUGUGCAGAGCAGGUCAAUGGCAGUGUACUGGGGAGAAGUGCGCGGCCCAGUGCAGCCUGAUGGGAGCGCUACAGGUCACCACCUUUGACAAAAAGAGAUAUUCGCUACAGGGUGGGGACUGUUCCUUCACCGCUGUGGAGGACUUUGUUGACAGGAAGCUGGUGGUGAGUGUGCGCUGUGGGGAGUGCACAGCAGGAGGUGGUGGUGGUGGUGGUGGUGGUGGCGGCAGAGGAGGACUAGGUUGUCUAAGGGAGAUGUUGGUCACAGCACUUCGCACCACAGUUACCAUCACAGACACUGGCACAGUGACAAUGAAUGGCCAGAGGGAGGCGUUACCCGUGGUGACAGGGGACCUGGUGGUGCGAAGGGCCUCCUCCUCCUUUCUCCUCAUCCAGACGUUUGGAGCUCAGCUGCUCUGGCACCUAGAUGGACCCCUGAUCCUCAUUACUUUGCAGCCUGGCUUUGCAAACAAGGUGCGCGGCCUGUGUGGAACGUUGACCUGGAACCAGCAUGAUGACUUCACUACCCCAGAAGGAGACGUGGAGAAUAGUGUAUCAUCCUUUGCUGGGAAAUUCACUACAGAGCAUUGUACUCUACCUAGAGGAGCACCGCCUGACCCCUGCACCACAUACACCCAGAGGAGACGCUAUGCAGAGACAGUGUGCUCCGUCAUACACAGCCCCAUAUUCCAAGCGUGUCAUGACGUGGUGGAGAGGGAGCCCUAUGUCCGCCUCUGUCUGACGGAGGUUUGCGGCUGUGCUCCACAGAGGGUGUGUCACUGCACCAUCCUCACCGCCUAUGCCCGACACUGUGCCCAGGAGGGUGUAGCUGUCCACUGGCGCAACCACACCUUCUGCUCCGUCAAGUGUUCAGGCGGCCAAGUGUACCAGGAGUGUGGUCAUGCAUGCAGGGGUGCAUGUUCAGACCUACGUCAGGGCUGGAAUUGUGAUGAUGGCGGUGUUGGUGGUGGAACAGGCUUCAGGAUGUGUGUUCCAGGUUGCCAGUGCCCAUCAGGACUAGUGCAGGACGACCAGGGCCAGUGUGUGCCCAUCGCUAUGUGCCCCUGUGUGCAAGGAGACAGAACGUAUUCGCCUGGGGCUGUUGUUCAGAACAACUGUAACACCUGUGUGUGUGAGCAUGGGUUGUUUAACUGCACCAAAGAGCACUGUGAGGAGGUGAACCAGUGUCCCGGCUCUCUGGUUUACUCUCCACGCUCCUGCCUACUCACCUGCUCCAGCCUGGACCCCCCUAGUCAACAGCAGGGGUCCAGUGUCUCACAGCCAAGCUGCAGAGAGCCCUUGUCUGGCUGUGUGUGUCCUCAGGGAACUGUGCUACUAGGUGAUCGCUGUGUCCUGCCAGAUGAGUGUCCAUGUCGCCAUAAUGGUCGACUCUACUACACUAACGACACCAUCACUAAAGACUGCAACACAUGUGUGUGUAAGGAGCGACGCUGGCACUGCAGCCAGUCCACCUGUGGCGGUGUGUGUGUGGCAACCGGUGACCCACAUUAUGUGACAUUUGACGGACGCUGCUUCUCUUUCCUGGGCGACUGCCAGUACGUGCUGGCGAGGGAGACCAGCGGUUUAUUCAGCGUCACUGCAGAGAACGUGCCCUGCGGGAGCACUGGGGUCACCUGUACAAAAUCAGUCACCCUCAGCCUGGGGAACACCAUCAUACACCUGCUGAGAGGUAAAGCUGUGACAGUCAACGGGAUGCCAGUUACUCUACCAAAGACCUACAGUGGCAGUGGUCUGACUUUGGAGCAAGUGGGACUGUUUGUCUCACUCUCCUCUCAACUUGGAGUGACUCUGCUCUGGGAUGGCGGUAUGCGUGUGUACGUGCGUCUGGCAGCACAUCUGCGGGGCCGGGUCGGGGGCCUGUGCGGCAACUUUGACGGCGACACAGAGAAUGACUUCACAACGCGACAAGGCAUAGUGGAGUCCACACCCGAGCUGUUUGGCAACUCCUGGAAGGUCAGCCCCUCCUGCCCUGAUGUAGCAGACCAGGACCUCCGAGACCCCUGCACUCUGAACCCAUACAGAGUGACAUGGGCCAAGAAAAGAUGUGCAGUCCUGACUCAGGAGCUCUUCUCUCAGUGCCACCCUGAGGUGCCCUUCCAGCAGUAUUAUGACUGGUGUGUCUUUGAUGCUUGUGGCUGUGAUUCAGGUGGGGACUGUGAGUGUCUCUGUACAGCCAUUGCUGCCUAUGCUGAGGAGUGUAACCGCAGAGGGGUCUACAUCCGCUGGAGGUCCCAAGAGCUAUGUCCUCUGCAGUGUGACAACGGGCUGGUGUACAAUCCCUGCGGUCCAGCUUGCUCCCCCUCCUGUCCCACUGUGCAGAAGAGUCCACACUCCCAGUGCGGUGUCCUCUCCUGUGUGGAGGGAUGCUUCUGCCCUGCUGGCACUGUCCGACAUGGUGACAGCUGCGUAGUUUCCACCCAGUGUCCGUGUGAGUGGGAGGGCUCCAUGUUUCCACCUGGAACUAGCAUCACUCAAUACUGCCAGAACUGUUCCUGUGAGGAUGGUGCGUGGCAGUGUGAGGGUGUGGCUUGCCCUCGUCCUUUCCCCUCCUGUCAGGAAUCAGACUUUACCUGUGCUGGGGGUCGCUGCAUCCCUUCUCAGUGGGUGUGUGACAAUGAGGAUGACUGUGGCGACGGUUCAGAUGAGAUUUGUCCAUCCACUUACUGUGGCGUGGUGUGUGAUGAAGGAGAGUUCCUGUGCGCUGGAGGACGCUGUAUCCUCUACCUCCACCGCUGUGAUGGACAUGAUGACUGCGGGGACCUUAGUGAUGAGAGGGGGUGUGUCUGUGCACCAGGGGAGUUUCAGUGCCCCGGGGAUCAGUGCCUCCCUGCAGACAGAGUGUGUGAUGGACGCAGAGACUGUACAUCUGGAACAGACGAAGCUGUCUGUCCAAGUAAAGUGACCUGUGCUCCCGACCAGUUUGCCUGUAGUGAUGGAACAUGUGUUGCCACAACAAAGCUGUGUGAUGGAUCGAGAGACUGUCCAGAUGGAGAGGACGAGAACAGAACCAACUGCUACUCUGUUAUCAUCACACCAGCUCCUUCACCUGCCACUCCGACCACACCCACUUUAGCUUGUAGGUCCUAUGAGUUUGAAUGUGCCACUGGUGGGCAGUGUGUGCCUCAGGCCUGGCGGUGUGAUGGGGAGACAGACUGUAUGGAUGGUAGUGAUGAACAGCAGUGUCCUACACUCUGUGGUCCUGGACAGGUGCCUUGCCUCAGUGGAGACCAGUGUGUGGAUUACCAGCAGCUCUAUAAAACUAUCUCACCAGCGCCCCCUGGCAGAAGGAACACCACCACUACCUGUCCAGAAUUCACCUGUAUGGAUGGAUCCUGCAUCCCCUUCAACAUGGUAUGUAAUGGUGUGGCAGAUUGCCCAGAUUCCUCACUAGCAGCACUCGGGGGCCCCACAGAUGAGCAAGGUUGCAGAAGUUGGAGCUUCUGGGGUCCCUGGAGCCCCUGCAGCGCCUCCUGUGGUACAGGCUCCAUGAGCCGACAGAGAUCAUGUCCUCCAGGAGACCCCCUGCGCCGCUGUCAGGGCCAGGAGGUCCAGAGGCAGCAGUGCUUCAACACCACAUGCCCUGUGGAUGGUCAGUGGCUGCCUUGGGUGAGUUGGUCAAACUGUUCCAGUGGUUGUGGAGGAGUGGAGGUCAGACACAGAAGCUGCAUCCCUCCUCGCUACGGAGGCCGAGACUGCGCGCAGCUUCCUGGAUCAUCUAACGUCACCAUGGAAAUCAAGCCUUGUCCUAACGAUGGCUGUGUCAACACCAGCUGUCCCACUGGCUUGGUGAGACACAGCUGUGCUCCCUGCCCAGUGUCCUGCGCCCACAUCAGCAGCGGGACAACUUGUGAUCCCUCUGCACCCUGCUUCUCAGGUUGCUGGUGUCCACAGGGCCAGGUGAUGAACCACAACCAGCAGUGUGUGUCACCAGAGGAAUGUGUGUGCGAGGUGGCAGGUGUGCGCUACUGGCCGGGCCAGCAUAUGAAGGUGGACUGUGAGAUUUGUAUUUGUGAGAGAGGAAGGCCUCAGAGCUGCCAGCCCAACCCAGACUGCUCAGUGCACUGUGGCUGGUCAUCAUGGUCUGAAUGGGGAGAGUGUUUGGGGCCCUGUGGCGUCCAGAGUGUCCAGUGGUCUUUCCGUAGCCCAAACAACCCCACUAAACAUGGAGACGGGAGAACGUGUAGAGGUAUCUACCGGAAAGCGCGUCGGUGUCAGACUGACCCCUGUGAUGAGUGCGAGUACCAGGGUAUGUCCCAUGCUGUGGGACAAAGAUGGAAGUCGGACCCCUGCCAGUUAUGUCACUGUCUGCCCAACCUUACAGUGCAGUGUUCCCCCUACUGCCCUUUCGCUGUCACUGGAUGCCCACAGGGCCAAAGUCUGGUGCCUGGAGAGGGAGACAGAUGUUGUUACUGCCAAGGAGCCAAUGACACCGUUCCAGUGACAAUCAGCCCUGACACUGUGAUCUCCACGCCUGGAGAGGGCACUAAACCCGUGGUUCCCACAUAUCCACUUCCUCCUGGUGAUGAGUGUUGGUCUCCUCUGGGUGUUCAGACUCUCCCGGCCUCCAGUUUCAGUGCCUCAUCUCAGCAGCCUGGUCACCCCCCUGAGGCAGCUCGUCUCCAUGGUCCAGAACCAGAUGAAUAUAAGGACCUUCCACAGCGGAGCCCUGAGGGACACAGUGGCAACACACAAAGCCCCUAUCUACAGAUAGACCUACUGAAGUCAUACAGCAUCACUGGCGUGCUAACACAGGGUGGUGGUGUGUUUGGCACUUAUGUAUCCAGCUUCUACCUACAAUUCAGCAAAGAUGGCAGUCAGUGGUACACUUACAAAGAGCUCAUCACCGAUGCCCGGCCCAGAGCCAAGGUUUUCUCUGGCAACCAUGACGAUCGAGGGGUGGCUGAGAGCAGACUGGACAGGAUGGUGUCAGCACAGUUUGUCCGCCUGCUGCCACAUGACUUUCAGAAUGGCAUCUACCUUCGCCUUGAGAUCAUGGGCUGUGGAGAUGUAGGAGGCUGCAGAGAGAAGGAAUUCCAGUGUGAGAAUGGCCGCUGUGUGCCAGCAGGUCCACUGGGAGUUGUCUGUGAUGGGGUCAACAACUGUGGUGAUGGAUCAGAUGAGAAGUACUGCGGUGUUAUUUCCAUGUCUUCCCUCAUCCAUGUCUCUUUCUCUUCAUCUGCUACUUCAGGUACAGCUCCAACUAGAGGCUCUCCAGGUCUGCAGAACCAGACCAGCUCUACAGGGCGACCAGGUUUCCAUAAUGACAGUACAACAGGUGCCCCAGGCCUCCAUUCCACCAGGUCUGGAGGUGGCCUUCCUGGUGUGGCUACACCAGGAGUCACAGGUCAACCUGGACUUCAGAAGCCUACAACCCCAAGCACUGGACCUGGGCUGCAAACCACAAAAGGUGAGAGCCAAACCCCCUGGAUCACCACAACCCCUCAUGAUGGUGGCCUACCCAGAGUGCUUUGCGUGGAGGGCCAGUUCGCAUGCCGCUCAUUUGGCUGUGUGGACUCGGCGCAGGUGUGUGACGGCAGACGGGACUGUGUGGAUGGGUCCGAUGAAGAACGCUGUGGCACCACCGCUAAACCAGUGACUCCACAGCGCCCCCUAGUUCCCAACCCCUGCUCUCCCAAACAGUUCUCCUGUGGCAGUGGGGAGUGCGUUCACCUGGAUCGUCGGUGUGACCUGCAGAAGGACUGCGUGGAUGGAUCAGAUGAGAAAGACUGUGUGGACUGCAUCAUGUCCCCGUGGACAGCAUGGAGUGCAUGCAGUGUGUCCUGUGGUCUUGGCUCCUUGUUCCGACAGAGGGACAUAUUGAGGGAGGCUCUACCUGGAGGGGCUUGUGGUGGAGCCCAAUUUGACAGUCGAGCCUGCUUCCCUCGAGCGUGUCCAGUUGACGGUCAUUGGUCAGAGUGGACAGAGUGGUCAGAAUGUGACGCUGAGUGUGGAGGGGGUGUCAAGCAGAGGAACAGAACCUGCUCUGCUCCUCCCCCGAAGAACGGUGGGCGAGACUGCGAGGGCAUGACCCUGCAGAGCCAGAGCUGCAACACACAACCCUGUACCAAAGACAUCGACACACAGACAGGUUGUGUCAAUGGCAUGGUGCUGGUGAAUGAGGCGGACUGUAAGGCUGGGAGAGUUGAGCCCUGUCCUCCUACCUGCUCACAUCUCAGCUUGACCAACAACUGCACUGCAGCAUGUGUACCAGGGUGUCGCUGUCCCACUGGUUUGUACCUGCAGCAAGGACGAUGUGUGAAUGCCAGCCAAUGUGUGUGUCAUUGGGACGGCCAAACACUUCAGCCAGGACAGACAGUCAACAGGGACCAGUGUACCAAAUGUGUCUGCAAACAUGGACAAAUCAUCUGUGACCCCUCCAGCUGUAUGGCAAGCUGUCAUUGGUCAGCAUGGUCGUCAUGGUCACCAUGUGACGUGACAUGUGGACUGGGGCUACAACAACGCUACAGGCCAGGCCCACUUGCACCAAUCAUCAGAGUCCAGCCCUGUCAAGGAGAUGCUUCUGAAGCCCGCCGCUGCUCCAGCCCCUGCCUGCCUGAUGGAGUUUGGAGUAAAUGGACCAGUUGGUCAGAGUGCAGUAAGACGUGUUUCCACCACGUAGACGAUGUGGGAAUCAGGCGGCGAUUCCGCAGCUGCAACCACACACUCACAUCCUCCAACCGCACACACUCGCUCUCUGCCUGCGAUGGAGACAGCGAGGAGCAAGAGCCUUGCAACACUGUCCAGUGUCCAGUGAAUGGCGGUUGGUCAGAGUGGUCAUCAUGGUCUCAGUGUACUUCUGAGUGUGAUUCUGGCGUCCAGACAAGAGAACGAUUCUGCAGCUCUCCAUCACCACAAUAUGGGGGUAACAGCUGCAGCGGUCCACACAUGCAGACAAGAGACUGCAACUCUCACCCCUGCUCGGGUGUGUGUCCAGAGGGCAUGGUGUACAUGACAGCAGCCGAGUGCGAGGCUCAGGGCGGUGCUUGUCCGCGGGUGUGUUUGGACAUGACCUCCGCAGAGGUGCAGUGUGCCACCGCAUGUUACGACGGCUGCUACUGCGCCCUGGGCUUCUACCUGUUCAACAGCAGCUGUGUGCCACUGGCACAGUGCCCAUGUUACCACCAGGGGGAGCUGUACCCUACCGGUGCCACCCUGCCUGUGGACACCUGCAAUAACUGCACUUGCACUAAUGGAGAAAUGGAGUGUGGAACAGCUCCCUGCCCUGUGGACUGUGGCUGGAGCAGCUGGACGCAGUGGAGCGCUUGCAGUCGAACAUGUGACGUCGGUGUGAGAAGGCGGUACCGAUCAGGGACCAAUCCCCCUCCAGCUUUUGGCGGACACCCGUGCAAAGGAGACAGAGUUGGGAUUGACACCUGUAGCAUUGAACCCUGCUUCGGUGUGAAGGAGCCAUGGAGCUCUUGGUCAGAAUGUUCAGUGACGUGUGGAGGAGGUUACAGGACCCGAACACGUGGGCCCAUCCGAACCCAUGGCACCCCUCAGCAGUUCAGCGCCUGUAACCUGCAGCCAUGUGGUGAUGGCAGAGUGUGUCCACCUGGCCAGGAGUGGAAGCAGUGUGUGAGGGGAGCAUUGUCCUGUACAGACCUCUCGAUGGACAUCAGCAGUAACUGUACACCAGGCUGCCAGUGUCCACACGGGACUGUCCAGCAGGAUAGUGUGUGUGUCCAGGAGGCUGAGUGUCGCUGUGAUGUGGAUGGAGAGCAGUAUAAACCUGGGGACAUAGUUUCAACUGAUUGCAACAACUGUACUUGUCUUUAUCUAACUAUUUCAUUGUUUACACACACACAAUCUCCAGUUGAUGGCCAGUGGUCUCUGUGGACUCCCUGGGGUCAGUGUUCCGUCUCGUGUGGAGCAGGUCUCCAGUCUCGCUACCGGUUCUGUUCCAGCCCCCCACGCUCCGGCAGCGGCCUGCCAUGUCUGGGACCUCACCGUGAGGAUCAAGUAUGCAUCACCGCCCCAUGUGACCGUGAUGGCGGCUGGGGUCAGUGGACUAACUGGACAGACUGUACCAAGUCAUGCGGCGGGGGUGUUCGGAGCAGGAGGAGAGAGUGUGACAGUCCCACUCCAGAGGGGGAAGGGAAUUACUGCGAGGGACUAGGGACAGAGGUUAUCACCUGUAACACUGACCACUGCCCAGUGGCGCCAUGCUCCAAAGUACCAGGCACAGUGUUCAGUAGCUGCGGACCCUCCUGCCCACGCUCCUGUGAUGAUCUGGCACAUUGUGAGUGGAGUUGUGAGCCAGGAUGCUACUGUACAGAAGGAAAGAUCCUGUCUGCUAACGGGACAGUGUGUGUAGAGAGAGAAGACUGUCCCUGCCUGGAUCUGAGCACUGGAGGCCGACUGGAGCCAGGAGAGACCACUGUAGCCCCUGAUGGAUGUAACAACUGCACCUGUGAAGAAGGGAGACUCAACUGCACCAGAUAUCCUUGUCCAGUGUCAGGCGGCUGGUGUGAGUGGUCAGAGUGGACUCCUUGCUCCAGGACCUGUGGGGCAGAGUCGGUGUCCCGCUACAGGAGCUGUGGCUGUCCCGAGCCCAAGGCAGGAGGGGAGCCCUGCUCUGGAGAACAGGAAAUACAUAACGGGAUCGGGGUUCAAAUCCAGAGACAGCCCUGCCCUGUUAUCACCUUCUGUCCAGUCCAUGGUUCUUGGAGUCCCUGGUCAACUUGGUCAGAUUGUGACGGGUGCGCCGGAUCGUCCACUCGUACCAGGGACUGUAACAGCCCUCCCGCCAGAUUCGGUGGUCUGCCCUGUCUCGGAGAAAGCAGACAGCGCCGCAGUUGCCACGACAACGUUACGGUCUGCUCAGACUGCGGUGGAGGCCAGGAAGAAUGGCCUUGCGGAAAGCCCUGUCCCCGCUCGUGCUCCGAUCUCCAUGGCGACACAGUGUGCCUGGACUCCCCCGAGUGCAGCCGGACCUGCGGUUGUCCGGGCGACUCGGUCCUCCAGGACGGAGCGUGCGUGGCGAGGGAGGAGUGUCGCUGCAAGUACCACAACAGCUCUGCUACUGGUGAGAGCCACAAUGUGUUUACAUGAAGUGGUCUAGAUUCCAGCAAUGCAUCAUGGGUAUGGCCUGGUGGGUCUGAUUGGCAGUUUGUAAACCCAGGAGACAGCGUCAUCAGUGACUGCAAAAACUGUUCAUGUGAGGCCGGGGUUUUACAGUGUCAUUCAGUACCCGGUUGCCACGUCGACGGUGACUCAGUGGGUCCGUGGCUCCCCUGGUCUCAGUGGUCAGCGUGUUCGGUCAGCUGUGGCGGAGGGCAGCAGUUCCGCUCUCGUAUCUGCAGCUCUCCACCCUGCAACGGCCUCAACCGCCAGAGCAAGACCUGCAACACCCAGGUCUGCCUCGAAGUGGGCUGUCCUCCUGGCAGGCUGUACAGGGAGUGCGAACGAGGUGAAGGUUGUCCUUUCAGCUGCGCUCAGGUCAGCGGCAGGGAGGGUUGCUACUCAGAUGGAUGCGAGGAGGGCUGCCACUGCCCCCCUCACACCUACCAACACCACGGACUCUGCCUGCAGGAGUGUCCGUGCCUUGUGGACAAAGAAUUUCUGGCUUCUCUUCAGAGUUUCUCUAUCAUGCCGGUCUCAUCUCUGCUCCUCCAUAACAUCUCUGAGGGAGUGGAGCUCCAGCCUGGAGAGACACUGAUUUAUGACUGCAGCUCCUGCGGCUGUGAGCACGGCAGGUGGAACUGUUCCUUUGAGUACUGCCCCGUUGACGGUGGUCUGUCACCAUGGGGCCCCUGGAGCCCCUGCUCGCUGUCCUGUGGAGGUCUGGGACUGAAGACUCGCUCCAGGGGCUGCACUCAGCCCGCCCCGGCCCACGGAGGGAGAGACUGCCAGGGGCCAAUACAGGAAACCACAUACUGCCAAGCCCCUGACUGCCCAGACGAGGAUUCUGGCUUCUCUCCCUGGUCUCUGUGGAGUCCCUGCACUAAAACCUGCAGUGAUGCUCUCAGGCCGGCCACCAAGUCCCGCCAUCGACGGUGUAUCAAACCUCCCUGCUCUGGAAACUCUCAGCAGGAAAAAGCCUGUAACCUUCCCCAGUGUCCCGGUGGUGGUGGUGACGUAUGUGUGGGGCCCGACUGUGUGAAGAGGAACUGCUCGUGGACAGAGUGGGGGGAGUGGGGCUCUUGUUCUCGGUCCUGCGGGGUGGGGCAGCAGCAUAGGAUCCGAACCUUCCACAGCCCCGGUACCAACGGCUCGUGGUGUGAAGACAUCCUAGGAGGAAACCUGGAACAUCGCUUCUGUAACAUCAAGCCCUGCAGAGUGGAUGGAGGCUGGUCCAGGUGGAGUCCCUGGUCCCGCUGUGAUAAGCGCUGCGGUGGCGGGCGCUCCAUACGCACCCGCUCCUGCUCCAGCCCUCCACCUAAGAACGGUGGAAAGAAAUGUGAAGGAGAGAAGAACCAGGUCAAACCCUGCAACACCAAGCCCUGCGAUGAGAAAGGGUGCCCGCCGGGCCAGGAGUUCGUGUUGUGUGCCAACCAGUGUCCCCAGCGCUGCUCAGACCUCCAGCAGGGCAUCGAGUGCCAGGGCAACGCCGAAUGUCAACCCGGCUGUCGCUGCCCUAAAGGCCAAUUGCAGCAGGAUGGCGCGUGUGUACAGCUGUGGCAGUGCGACUGCGUGGACUCACUGGGGCAGGUUUGGGCGGCCGGCAGCUGGCAUCAGGUGGAGUGUAACAACUGCAGCUGCUCUGACGGACAACUCCUCUGCACCAAUCACAGCUGCCAGCCCAUCUGCACUUGGAGCUCCUGGUCCAGUUGGGCGUCAUGCAGCGUUUCCUGUGGGCAGGGCCAGAGAACCAGAUACAGAUCUCUUGUCUCAGAGACCGGGGGGACAGAUUGCCAUUUUGAAGAAGUCCAGCGUAAGUCCUGCGAUCCAGGACCCUGCCCACCUCUCUGUCUCCACGAUGACAAGGAACUCUAUGUGGGAGACACCUGGCUGCAAGGAGAGUGUAAACAAUGCACAUGCACUCCAGAGGGAGAUUACUGCCAAGACAUCGACUGCAGAGUGGAUGGUGGUUGGACCCCGUGGUCGGUGUGGUCUGACUGCUCAGCGACCUGUGGGCGGGGCACGCAGGUUCGAACCCGUGCCUGCAUCAACCCCCCACCACGAAACAAUGGAUCUCACUGUGAGGGACCAGAGAGAGAAACCCAGGACUGUCAGAUUCCUCCUUGUCUGGAUGACCUUUGUCCCUGGUCGCCAUGGUCACCAUGCUCCCGGAGCUGUGGCGCAGGGUCCGUGGCGCGCCACAGGGUGUGUGUGUGUGAGGAGGGAGGAGACGCUGCCUGUCCCGAUGAGAUCGAGGCAGAGAGGAACAGAGAGGAGACCCAACUGUGUUACAAACAACCCUGUCCAGGUUGUCCCAUGUCAGAGUGGAGUGUUUGGUCUGAGUGCUCCUGUGUGUCUCAGAGGCAGCAGCGCUACCGUGUGGCUCUGUCCCCCGCCACCAGGGGACAACAGUGCACUCCUGUCGAAACGCAGAGCAGGACGUGCAGCCUCAGUCAGUGUGAUGACUGUGAAGCCCCCUUCGUGUACUCAGAGUGUGGUGCUCCCUGUGAGAAGCACUGUGCACUGCAGGGCCGUCAAGAUCUGUGUUUGGGUGUUAAAGAGUGUACACCUGGCUGCUACUGCCCACAGGGUCUGCUGCAGCAGAAUGGUAGCUGUGUUCCUCCAGAGGAGUGUGGCUGUAUCUACCUGCAACACCAAACUUCUGGACAAACUCCCACACCUGUCACUGUACCUCAGGGAGCCACGGUCACCAUAGGCUGCAGUACCUGCCUCUGCCAUGAUGGGACUUUGCAGUGUGACAUGAGAGAGUGUGAAGUCAUCCUCAGCGAGUGGUCAGAGUGGACUCCCUGCUCUCCCUGCGUACCCUCCUCACAGAACAGCACCUUUCCAUCAGAGGUCAACGGAACUAAAAUGAUCUCGAUCCAGAGGCGUUUCCGAGGCUGUUUAGACCUGGAUUCUGGCCUCCCAGUGUCCGGAGACCAGGAGGAGAGCCAAUGUCAAGGGCCGCUGGUAGGGGAGAGACUGUGUCCAGAUCCUAACAUCUGUAGAGAUCUGUGUCAGUGGAGCGCAUGGAGUGGCUGGACGGUCUGUGCAGAGCCGUGCAGCGGUGGAGUCAGGCAGCGCUACAGGCGGCCCCUGGCCUCUGAUCCGGGGCCCCGCUGUAAGAGCCAACAGACACAGAGCCAGAGCUGCAACACAGGACUCUGCCCAGGUGAGCGCUGUGAGGACAGGGGGAGGAUCUACCAAGAGGGCUGUGCCAAUCAGUGUCCUCGCAGCUGCACUGACUUAUGGGAGCAUGUGCAGUGUCUCCAAGGAGCCUGUCACUCAGGUUGUCGGUGUCCAGAGGGACAGCUGCUGCAGGACAGUCACUGUGUGCCAGUGACAGAGUGCCGCUGUGGUAUCCCAUCAGGCAACGGGACACUGGAGUUCAACCCUACAGACAAGCUUACCAUGGACUGCAACACCUGUGUGUGUGAGAAUGGCACUCUGGUGUGCACCAAGCUUCCCUGCCCAGUGUAUGAGCCCUGGAGCCAAUGGAGUACCUGCUCAGCUUCUUGUGGGCGUGGCCAGAUGACAAGGACACGCCUCUGCCAGGACACAAAGGACGGUCCUUCCUGUGCUGACACCACACAGACAGAGAGCUGUGAUCUGCCAGCAUGUCCAGCGGGAUGUUUGCUGAGCGAGUGGUCACCCUGGAGUGAGUGCAGCACCACAUGCGGCGGCGGGUUGUCGGUGCGGAACAAGACUGUCCUUCAGGAGCCGGAGCCUGGAGGGACGGCCUGUGCUGGACCACUUGAGCAGCACACUGUCUGUAACACUAACAGCUGCCUGCCUGAGUGUCCCACUGGCCAGGUGUUCAAUGACUGCUCAGGUUCUUGUCCGUACACCUGUGAGGACCUGUGGCCACACACUCAGUGUUUAGCUGGACCUUGCACUCCUGGGUGCACCUGCCCCACUGGACAGGUGUUGUACGAAGGCUCCUGUGUGUCCCAUGCAGACUGUCCCUGUUCUCCACUCUCUCUGCCGGCUGCUUACCAAAGCAGGAAUGUCAGUACUGAAGAGCUCAGAGAAGCCCUGCUGCCACCUGGAACAACCAUUGAGCACCUCUGCAACACAUGCGUGUGCCAAGCAGGAGCGUUUAACUGUACCUCAAAGCUGUGUGACGUGGACUGCGAGUGGUCCAGCUGGUCCCGCUGGAGCCCAUGCUCGGCCAGCUGUGGUACAGGACAACAGAGCUCCACCAGAAGCAUCGUGGAGCCCAGCCAGUAUGGAGGGGCUCCAUGUGAGGGCCCUGACCACCGUAGCACUGCUUGUGUGGCCCCUGACUGUGCGUGUCCCGCGGGGGAGCAGUGGAGGAGGAGGAGCGCGUCGGAGGAGGCGCCCCUGCUGUGCGAGAGGAGCUGCCUCGACAUCUACUCCUCCUCUCCCGUCAACUGCAGCCGCUCGGCCGAGGGCUGCGUGUGUCGAGAGGGGCUUUAUCGAAACACGGAGGGCGUUUGUGUUAUCCCUGCCCUCUGCCCCUGCCAUGACCAGAACAUCCUGCGGGAGGCAGGAUCAGAGUGGGAGGAAGGCUGCCUGUCGUGUCGCUGUGUGAACGGGCAAAAAGUUUGCCAGCUGAGAUGCCCCCCACUGCAGUGUGAAGAGGGGGAAGUGAAGGUGGAGGAACCAGGGAGCUGUUGUCCAGUCUGUAGGAAACACUUUCCAGACGAGCCCGUGCCAGAGUGUCGUCGCUACGUGCAAGUCAGGAACAUCACUAAAGGAGACUGUCGGCUCGACAACAUAGAGGUCAGCUUCUGCAGGGGACGCUGUCUCUCCGGGGCUGAUGUCAUUCUCGAGGAGCCGUACCUCCAGUCACUGUGCGAGUGCUGCAGUUACCGCCUGGACCCGGACAGCCCGGUCCGCUUCCUCAGCCUGCUGUGCUCGAGCGGGGAGAGCGAGCCCGUCGUCCUGCCCGUCAUCCACAGCUGCGAGUGCACCAGCUGCCAAGGAGGUGAUCUGUCCAGACGCUGAGCGAGCAUGAGUGUGUGUGUGUAAAUGUGAAUGUGUGUAUGCACUAGAGAGAGAGAGAGAGAGAGAGAGAGAGAGAGAGAGAGAGAGAGAGAGAGAGAGAGAGAGAGAGAGAG